AUGUGCAAAGACUGUGAUGAAAAGAAGGCGACUUUGGAUGGAGACAACUACAUGUGUGACAUCGACAUGACUCACUGUCUCGCAACGCACGAGAAGUGUCAGAUCUGUAUUGGUGAAAAGUGCAAGAAGUGUGAAGAAAAACUUUUAGUAGACACUGUGAAGGAUGUGUGUGUGACCGAGUGUCCAGAUGGUUACUAUGAUGGUUCUAUAAUCUGUGAAAAAUGUAAAGCACAUUAUGACAGGCCUUGUGAAGAUGAUGAGUGCAGAAAGUGCACUGGUGGUGUUGUUGGUAUUUUGGUAGCAUGUCUUGCUGUUGCUCUUUUCUUCGUGUUUUAA
Messenger RNA from Entamoeba invadens IP1, 336 nucleotides. RefSeq lists its product as hypothetical. The record is from RefSeq and is a predicted model, not a curated record. Bases 1 to 336 code for a protein of 111 amino acids. Lineage: Eukaryota; Evosea; Mastigamoebida; Endamoebidae. The transcript has a single exon.